GUCUUUUUAUGGUAAUCUCAAAUCUGGUCAUAGUCAAUGAGUGAUGUAAGGUUAUGUAUUGUUAGGUUACUUUGAAGACUUCUUAUUAGUUCUAAAAAUUAGUUAAAAUUUUCUAGUUAAUUUCAUAAGUCCUCAUUAUUAAAAUAUUUAAAUGUCUGUUGAAAGUGGUAUUCAAGACUUCACUGAGAAAAUGACUCUGAAUGAUGGUAAAGAAGAUGAAGAUGAUGUUGUUGAUCCUUGGAAUGUCCAAAGUAAAAAUAAAACUGGAGUUGAUUAUGAUAAAUUAAUUAAACGAUUUGGAAGUUCCAAAAUAGAUCAAGAGCUGUUGACUCGCUGGGAAAAAGUCACUGGGAAACCCAUACAUCACCUUAUGAGGCGGGGUAUUUUCUUCUCUCACAGGGACAUGCACACAAUACUGAACCUAAAGGAACAAGGAAAACCAUUUUACCUGUAUACCGGGAGAGGUCCAUCCUCAGACGCUAUGCACCUGGGUCAUUUGAUCCCUUUCAUUGUGUCUAAGUGGCUGCAAGACGUGUUCGAUGUGCCCUUGGUCAUCCAGCUGACUGAUGAUGAAAAGUUUUUGUGGAAAGACUUGACAGUAGAAGAAACCAUAAAAUUGGCCAGAGAAAACGCUAAGGACAUAAUCGCUUGUGGUUUUGAUGUAGAAAACACUUUUAUAUUUUCUGAUUUCAACUAUAUUGGGCAGUGCCCAGGGUUUUAUCAAAACAUUGUGAGGAUACAAAAGUCGGUGACAUUUAAUCAGGUGAAAGGUAUAUUCGGCUUUGGUGAUAGUGAUGUCAUUGGUAAGAUCAGCUUUCCUGCCACCCAGGCAGCGCCUGCUUUGUCCACAUCGUUUCCUUUUAUUUUUGGUGCCAAGAAACUUAAUUGUCUCAUUCCUUGUGCUAUUGAUCAGGAUCCUUACUUCCGUAUGACGAGAGACGUCGCACCCAGACUAGGUUUCCCAAAGCCUGCAUUGCUUCAUUCCGUGUUCUUCCCAGCACUCCAGGGAGCCGAGACGAAGAUGUCUGCCAGUGACCCCAACACAGCUAUAUUUCUCACAGACACUCCAAAACAAAUCAAGAACAAGGUAAACAAGCAUGCAUUUUCUGGUGGCCGAGACACUAUCGAGGAACACCGAGAGAAAGGAGGAAACUGCUCAGUAGAUAUCUCCUACCAGUACCUCAGGUUCUUCCUUGAAGAUGAUGAGAAGUUGAAAACUGUAGAACAGGAGUAUUCUAGUGGAGCAAUGUUGACGGGAGAGCUGAAGAAGCUGCUAAUAGAGACUGUAACGCCGAUAGUACAAGCACAUCAGCAGAGGAGAGCGGCAGUGUCAGAGGAGGUGGUGACACAGUUCAUGACCCCUCGACCCCUCAGGUUCAUGAAUCAGUAAAGCACAGGACUCUGUGAGGAUUAUGUUAAUGUUAACCAGGAUGGGAAGUGGGAGGAAUAAAACAGUUUUUAAAUGGAGUUAUUGUAUAAAAUCUCAAGAGAAAAUUUUAGCAAACGACUUUUACGUUGUACCAUUUUUAUCCAACACCUUCCAGUUUCGGGGCAUUGUAUGACUGGACACCUGUAUUAACUAAUGUAACAUGCUUGCAAACCUCAGCAAUUAUAGGUUAAAAAAAGUCCCUGUCCAUUUUCCGAUGUCAAUGCCAUCUGACUGUAAAGUUCUACUGUACUUGCCAAGCACAUUUGAUGUUCAUCCACAUUCUAUCCACAAAGUAUUUUACCAUGAGCUAGAAACGUGAAAAUUUCGACAUCGUGGUUCUCGGACAAUCAUUGUGGAAUUCAAGGUUUGUCCACUCGUUUUGUUUUCAGUGCAUUUCGAGCAGCAAAAGUAUUUUGAAUACAUUUAUUGCUGGAUAAUAAUGGAAAUAAAGGAAAUUAAUUGGGUGUAUUUAGGGUUAAUUGUAAGACAGGGCCUCAUGGCCCUAAAUUCACUCUUUUGUAUAUGUGAUACAAAUAGUCAUUUGAACUUGAACUUGAGCUUGAAAUAGUUCAUUGAACACUCUUCAAAAAUUACUCAAGUAAACUUUGCGUAUAUUAAAAUUAAACUUGGAUUUAUCACUUAAAAAUUACUGAAAAAACUGUACGUGUUGGGGACUAAGAAGAUAUAAGAUUAAAAAAUAGAAAGAAAUAAAAAACAAUAAUUUUUGUCUCAGAUCAUAUUGUGCUUAAGCUUGACACACUUAAAACCAAAUAAAUAAAUGUCAAACAUGUAACUAAAUCAGUGUCAUGUAACCAUAUACAGACCUUUAUGUAAUUGUCUGACAGCGAUAUAAUUAUAUUUGUGUAUUUAACGAUCUGUUUUAUUGAGUAUUAGGAAAUUAAGUAAUUUGAAAAAACUAUAGUUUUAUAUUUUUAACCGUUUUGAUACCCUCCCAUUUCGACCUUCACCAAAACUAACCUGACUGACAGUCAAUUUAUUUAAUUAAUUUUUCUAUUUUUUUCAAGAAAACCCAGGUUGUGUGCUCAUACAGUGGAAAUUGGCUUCUGGACUGUUAACAAUAAAUCAAUCUGGAGGCAUUUUGCUUACUUAAAUAUUUCAUCAACAAUAUUAUCAUACACAAUUUCAGUGCUUACAAUUUCGUCAGAGUUCCAAUAUUUUAUUACUGGGAUACUAUCCUAAAUUAAAAAUGUUUGAUUAUAUUCUAUAAAAAUGUGAGAAAAUGGUGGCUUUAAAAGAUUAAUAGAAAUUUAUUGGAAUUAUUCUGUUGUUGUGAAUACAAGAGAAUGAGGCUUUAAACCCACUUCUCCAUCCUGGGCCAGCUUACAAUGAAAAUAUUUGAGAUAAACUAAAUGGCUUAAGUAUUUUUUAAAUUAUUUUCAGCAAUAAGUUUUACUACUUCACCGCCAGUGUCUUUUAUACUUUUAUAAUUUACACUAUUUAAAUAAGAUACCACAUUGUACUUUUUUUACCUUAUUUAAUAUAAAUAGGAUUUUGAAUUGUUUUGUUUUUAUUAUUGUCUGAUAAAAAGUGAGAAAUGAAUAUGUACAUGUAAUACUUCUGUUUGAUGACAUAUUUAGUAUAUUUAUUUAUUUUUACAUGUAUUUGGUUAAUACAAAUGAUUGCUUAGUUUGUUUGAUCAUGUUUAAAAAGUAAUAAUCGAAAUUGGUAACAUUGUUAUAAAUAUUAUAUAAAAUUAUUUAUUUUAUAAAUUGCAUUAGAACUAUUGAUGUAUAUAAUGCAUGUUUUAAAUCAUAAAUUGUUUUGGGUGAUUCACUCCAUAAUUUAUGUAAUGUGUACAUAAAAUUAUGUAUAUAUAACAAGAACAUAUUUUAUUGUUUUUAUUUCAAAAUUGUAACAAUAUAACAAACAUUGAUGUUCCAAAGUGAUAACUUGCAAUAGAAUAUAUGUAUACAAUAAGUUAUAAAUUGUUUUGUUGUAUAAUAAUAUGGAGUAUGUUUAUUCGCUAUGGCUUUCCUAUUUAUUUGUUCAUACAGUUAUAAAAUAAAUAUUAUAAUUAUCAACACCUUAAA
Molecule: messenger RNA, 3480 nt
Organism: Homalodisca vitripennis (glassy-winged sharpshooter)
Lineage: Eukaryota; Metazoa; Arthropoda; Insecta; Hemiptera; Cicadellidae
Gene: TrpRS
Product: tryptophan--tRNA ligase, cytoplasmic
Exons: 7
Coding region: 152-1390 (412 amino acids)
Biological process (GO): tryptophanyl-tRNA aminoacylation
Cellular component (GO): cytoplasm
Molecular function (GO): tryptophan-tRNA ligase activity; ATP binding
Source: RefSeq, a predicted model, not a curated record